Molecule: messenger RNA, 1316 nt
Organism: Chara braunii
Lineage: Eukaryota; Viridiplantae; Streptophyta; Charophyceae; Charales; Characeae
Source: the annotation of a GenBank genome assembly
CCGAUCGGCUCGACCGAUCGUCCGCCACGUGUCCUAUCUACGUCUUCUCCCUUCCUCUCCAUCUCCAGUUGUGACUGCUUCCUCCUUCGCUACAGAGGAGGAAGACGACUCUUUAUCGCUCUCAUCCCCUCCUGCAUCUCUCGCCCCUUCUCAUACCCCGUCCCCAUAGCCAUCGCCAUGAGUUUUCUUACUGAGCAAGCUCUCGGCGAUCACAUGCUAGCGCCACGUGGCGACAUUUCGGCAAUUCAGCAAGUUUGUCGUCCGCGGCUCAGUCCAGAUCUACUCCCACUCGCACAGUUCUUCAGCACCACCGCGGUGUACGAGGCGGCGAAGUUCCGAUUCACGGGCCAUCGUCAAGCGAUCGUGUUGGCAGAGGCGUCGGCUGUUCGACGGCUGUCGGCACGGGGAGUUCGCCACGUGUCUACCGUUGUCAUCUUCAGCGGUGAUAUUAGCGCAAUCAACCCUCUACGACACACGGCCAUCCGGACAUCACUAAGGGAGUGGGGCCAGCAGCUUUGCAACAGAGUGGAAUCAGUGGCUUACGCGCCGCGGCGACAAUCUUGUCCCCACGGACGGCAUCGACGUCGGAGGGCUCCGAACGUCUCGGCACGAGCCGGCGGUGGUGCUUCCGGAGCUCACGAAAGUCCAGUGCCGCACGUCCUCCAGCAAAGAUUAACGCCCUACUUGCAGUGGUCAGCCUGCUUAGAGGAUCGGACGGGAGGUGGCAGCUAUCCAUCGCGCACAGAGUACCUGAACCCUCGAGGGAUCAUUGACACCCUCUUCUUUUCGCCCCGAACGGCGGUGGACGAAAGAGCGGUGGCGGAAGAAGCUGAGGUGGAAGAUGAAAGUGAGGAGGAGACCUCGGAAGAAUCAGGGAGCUACAGCGAAUACAGCGCGGAAGAGUCGGGUGGUGAAGAAGAAGAAGAAGAAGAGGAUCAGUUGGAGGAAGAGGAGGAAUCUGAGUGGGAGACUUUGGGUGAAGAGGCGGAUCGCGCAGAGACUCAGGAGGAGGAUCCCGAGGCGGCACGAAAGAGAGAGGAGAUCGCAGCCAGGAAGCAGCCACUGGAGUUCGCAAGUGGUGUGGAUCUGCCGAUCCCAAACGACCCGGCUCACCAAGAACGACAAUGGGGACCCUCCUGCCGAGACUUCGAGCGCACCGGCGCGCAGGCGACGGAGCAAAUCCCAAUCCCCAUCCCUCCGUCCCCCAGUUCGAGCACUUUCGACAGUGCCAGACAACUCAAUUAAUGAACUCAAUCGAAAAGCGAGAGCUUACCUGUGGUCAGGUGACCCAAAUAGAGUAAAUUGCAUCCCCAAGA